CUGAAUAAGUAGAAUAAAAAGUAAGUUAAUCAAAGAACUUACUGCCUUGAUCUCUAGUGAAAAAUGGAUGAUCUCGCUCGCUUCCUGCACUGGGGACCCAUCACUCUCCUGGUUCUCACCCUGAUUGUCACCUGGACGGUAAUCGAGAUGAAUGCAAUGUGGUGGACACCUGGCAAGGGUCCGGGAUCCUUAGUGAACUAUGCGCUGAUCUGGUUCCACACCUUCGGCACCCUCUAUCACUUUAUCAAGUCGCUGAUGGUGGGUCCUGGCUUCAUUCCGCUCAAGUGGCAUCCUGAGAGCGCCAAGGACACGGAGUUCCUGCAGUUCUGCCUGCGCUGCGAUGGCUACAAGGCUCCAAGGUCGCAUCAUUGCCGCCGCUGCGAUCGCUGUGUGAUGAAGAUGGAUCACCAUUGCCCGUGGAUCAACACCUGUGUGGGCUGGUACAAUCAGGCCAGCUUCGUUUACUUCCUGCUCUUCUUCCUCUCGGCCAGCAUUCAAGGAAGUAUCAUUAUAGUCUCGGCCGUUAUCACAGGAGUACAAAAGCGACAUUAUAUCCGCCAAGGAUUGGAUCACCUGGCCACGGUUACUUUGACCCCAACUAAUUUGAUGGCCUGUGUGGUUAGUCUUGGAGUGACGACGGGCAUUGGAUUGGCGAGCAUCAAGCUGCUCUACAUGCAAAUGAAGGUGAUUCUUAGGAACCAAACGGAGAUCGAAAGUUGGAUCGUGAAGAAGGCGGUGUUUCGUCGCAACGCAUAUCCUGGCAACAGGAUCAAAGCCUUUGUCUUCCCCUACAAUUUGGGUUGGUGGAUUAACUGCCGCGAGGUUUUCCUCUCCUCAGGCGAUGGCAUUUCGUGGCCAGUUGCAGAGGGUUGUAAUCAAUACACUCUUACAAAGGAACAAUUGGAACAGAAAAAGGAUAAGAGGGCCCGCACUCGCCGCUACAUUUGCACUCGUCCUGCCACCGGUCACUGGGUGCCCAUUCUGUCGCAGGGUCUGUGGAUAUCCCUCCAGAUUCCCUGCACCGAUGAUCCUCGCAUUGCUCUGCAACCAGGUGAUUCCAUCCUGGUGACUCGCAUUCAGGACUACUGGCUGUAUGGUGAAAGGGAGCUAUCGGCGGAUGAGAAGGACAAGGGAAUGAGACGCAAGGGUGCUGUUAGGGGAUGGUUUCCAAGCUGUUGUGCCAUGGAAAUACUGAGUGAAGAUUCGGAAAACGAGGAGAAUCACGAUGAUGUAGCCGGUGGAGAACCUGGCCAACAAGAAUCUGAAAAGGCAGUUGAAGAAACUAUUCCAAACACAAAGAUCUCUAGGGAUUUUCCCAGCCAAGAUGGAAAGCCCCGCAAGCGCCUGCGAGUGCAGUAA
Drosophila takahashii is the source of this 1359-nucleotide messenger RNA. RefSeq names its product palmitoyltransferase ZDHHC6. Gene Ontology annotation, cellular component: Golgi apparatus. Gene Ontology annotation, molecular function: palmitoyltransferase activity. Gene Ontology annotation, biological process: protein palmitoylation. Lineage: Eukaryota; Metazoa; Arthropoda; Insecta; Diptera; Drosophilidae. The record is from RefSeq and is a predicted model, not a curated record.